CUUUGACAAGCAUGACGAGUAGGCUGUUGAACAGAGGAGACGGAGGUGGUUUUAAAUUUAUAAAAGCUUGUAAACUCAGUCGAGCGAGGCUAACCGUUAAGACCAAUUGAAAUGAAUUCUCCAUUGGUGACUAAAUAUUGGUUGUUUAUUGUUCAGCUAACUUAAUGAUAUAUGCCACUAUUGUCGCGUGAUUGAUUUAUUCAAACACUAUAACAGCAAAAUGACGUACCCCUCAAAACUCAGGAUUUAGCAUUCCUUUUUGUCGCGCUCUUGAAUGUGGCCAGCGGUGUUAAGAAAAUCACGUUGUCCAAGGAUCAUAUGGAUUUAGCAUUCAUAUCUACUAAACUUCGAACCAGUAUUGCAAGGAUCACCCCAUAUUAUUUGGAAAUAAUUGGAGGAGAAGUAUUUACCGGCAACCUAGGAAAUUACCUCAAAUCGUUUCAUCCUUUGUGGCAGGAUGGACCUUUUCUGAGCGCUGUUUAAUUAUUAAUAUUCAUCGUGGAACGACAUAUCAAAGAGCAAAAAAAAGAAUUAAACUAAUUGUAAAGGUUUAACUAACUUUCAGCAUCAUCGAAUGGAAAUCAUGACAUGUCAACGAAUAUUCCUUGUUUCGAUAAUGGUCUCCUCGCUACGUCUUGGAUUAACUCAAGAAAAUAAAGUUCUUGCAGAAUGCACAUUUGACGAUUCUGAGAACUGCGGAUUUCAGAUCAUCCCUGAUUUGGACGGUGUACACCAUAGAGAGUUAUGGACCCUCAGUUCUGGGGGCACACUGGGAAGGAAUUGCCCCCCUAGUGACCACACCCCUGGUAUUAACCAAGAUGUAUUUGCAAACAGCAAGUCCCUUGAAAGUACGCUAAUACGUGAUUUCCAGAAUUUCACCACCAAGAUCAUCUCCCCCGAGAUGAAUUUCACUUCCGGUAUGGGUCAGAUCUCUUUGUAUUACUUCCUGUGGAUUGCAGAUGACCCGGAAGGGAACGAGGACACAUUUCCGUCCCUAAACGUCAUAGGUUGUAAUGGAGAGUUGAUGUGGACCAGGAUGGGUAUAACAGGUGUUUGGUCAUUCGUCGAUAUUAGAUUCCAUUGUCCAACACCUGGAAAGAUAAUGUUUGAGGCAUCACAUCACCGUCCAGGCUCUGGGGUGGCUAUUGAUGACGUCAAGAUAGUGGAGAUUCCAUUCAACCCAGGAGUUGUAGAUACUACAACACCAGAAGUACCUACUACAGAGAUGGCUCCUGGUCCACAGACUACCAGAGGAGCAUUGCCUGUAACACAUAGCCAGACAACGGUAGCAUUGGGUAUCAUGUCUUCAGGAAAUGGAGAUCGAAUUAUCAUCAUUGCUGUUGGCUGUUUCCUUGGAGCCUUGUUGAUCUUUGCAGUCAGUAUCACGAUCCAUUGCUACUUUUGGAGGAAACGAAAGAGAGCUAAUCAACGACACUUGACGGACGCCACAAAUGGUCUCCAUGUAUCUAAUACCGGUUACGACUUCCUCACCGGAAUCGCCGGCGUUAACAACGGCAAUGGCUCCAGCAAGAGCGGAGCGACAGAGACAAGCAAUUUGUCAACUAUCAGCAAGGGGUUUGGCGGACCAUCCUACCAAAUGGACGUGGUCUCGGAGAAGUUUAAGGGAAAUGGCACAUUUGAGAAAAGAGAGGAAGACUGUAAAGUACCACCAAAAGGGAAGAAACGGAGUAUAGGUAUCGUAUCCUUCAAGCGAAGUCGUGGCAGCAAGGAUAGGAGCUUUGAGUAUUCUGAGAUCCCAGAUAGCACAUCACCUACGGAUGAGAACCUGUAUCAGUUCCUGACGACGCCGAGGAAGCAAAUUGAUGGGAAAACGCCGAAGCUCGGCGAAAUAGGUCGAUCAGCAAAGAUAAAUGACAAUAGUCGGAUUGCGAAAAUGAAGCGAAGCAACUCGUUACCCUCUAGACAGAGUAUUGAAAGUACUAAAAUGGAAGGCCCGUAUCAUGUCACAGAUCUUAUUGGUAACAUUACCAUUGACAAUGCGAUGUUUCCGUCUAUGGAAACAGUUGCGUACGAUGAUCUGAAACGGAAGGAAAGUGUCAAGUAUGAUCAACCGAUCCUUAUUCCUUCUAUCCAUACCCUACCCAAAUCGACCGAUCACGAAUAUAGAGCUCUCGAACCGAGAAAGCGUUCCAAUAGUUAUGACGUCCUCAGAAUAAAUACCCCAUCUCUGAUAUCUCUCAGUGACGAAUCUAUAGGCGAUAAUUCACAUGUUUAUAAAGAACUUGAGAAAAAAGACGACCAGGAUGAUUACGACCUCUUAGAUCCGAUCACUGUAACUGAACCGGCGCCACGUGACUUGGCAGAUUAUGAGAAUCCUCCGCCACGGCCGCCUGUCUUACCUAAACCGACUUCGCCAUUCGGUCCGCGGCCUAUGUCACCUCGGUUAAAACAAAAGACAGAACCGUUCCCAUCUGAUGUCACUCCCGAAGGUGAAUCGAGGUCUGUGGAAGGUCCCGAUGGCGCCAACGUUGUACGCGACCCAAAGUACUACACGCUCGUGCCUGACCUCGUACGAGAUGCCAGCUACGAUUACCCAGACAUGGUGGUAGGUGAUGGUACUGACGAUCCUGACAAGGAAAGCGAUAUAGACUCAAACAUCUACGAGAGCUUUGACCGUCCUGUGACACCUAACGGUAAAGGACAGCGAUCAACGCCAAAUUCCCGCCAAGGUUCAAAAGAAACUCCUUACCUUGAUAAUGCUGCAAAGGAUAGAAAGACAUUGAUCAAACAAAAACAGUUGGAAAGGUUUUUAGAUGAUGAUUACGAAAAUUUGGAAUAAAGUACACAAAGAAUUGUACCCCUUCGUCCAGGAGAACUUGCACGUAUCCGUCAGAAUAGGGCAUUUCAGUUAACAGGUUUCAGGACCAUUCUACUUCGAAUGGAUAAAGUAUCAUAGAACCCGCCAUUGGAUGACAAACGGACCAUCUGUUAACUUAUCAUUUUAUAGUUUUCUGUUAGAAAUGUUUUCUUUGAACUAAGCGAUGUAAUUCUAAAUAAGUUGGCGGAUUCGGGGGGAUUGCCAAUGAAGCCCGCUUGAUUCAUUACGUCACCGCUCCAAAGGCCUCAUUGAUUUGAUCAAUAUGCAUUCAGUUUUAUGUUUUAUGUUCCCUAUCCUCUAUGCAUAUUAUUACAAACCUUUGUAUUGUGGCAUUCCUCUGCAAUCAUGACAAUUUAUCUUUAUUGUGUCAUUUAUCCAAAUCAUCGUUAUUGAUUAUCUCUUCAUGUUAAUCUUUCUGUUUGUAAUGUGUAUUUCUUUCGUAAACAAAGUUUGCCAGUACUAAGUACUUGUGUAUAUAUUUUAAAAGGAAUUACUUGUACAUAAGCAUCUAUUUAUAUUUUACAAUGGCAGUUCGUAGUUACUGCGUUAUGGGAACGGUAAAAACGAUUUGUAGAAAGGAAAACAUUAAAGGAACUUUUUACCCUCAAACAUUGGUCUUGGUCUUUCAUUUC
Molecule: messenger RNA, 3471 nt
Organism: Lytechinus variegatus (green sea urchin)
Lineage: Eukaryota; Metazoa; Echinodermata; Echinoidea; Temnopleuroida; Toxopneustidae
Exons: 7
Coding region: 575-2800 (741 amino acids)
Cellular component (GO): membrane
Source: RefSeq, a predicted model, not a curated record